UGUCUCGACGAGGCGGGUGAAAUAAUGGAAGACUAUGAAAAGUUCAUACAACGCCGACUUUACGAACUGAAAAGGAAGGAUAGAAACGACAACAACAAGAACCAACGCCGGACACUGGAAUCACCGUGUUCUCGCCACGGAUCAUCAGCUAUCCGUUUCCAUGGCUCACCCAUCCUUCCUCCAUUGCUCACAGGAGUGCAAAGAGAAGAGAUGCAGAGACACAGAGAGGCAGCCAAGAGGACGAUGGAUAGGAGGAAGACUCAGCCCUCUGAGACGAGGAUGUCCUACAUUCAGAACAUUCUACACAGUGUUCAGCUGAGGCAAGCACCAACACUGGAGGAGUUCUUUCAGGGUGAACCAGGACUAACGGCAGCCAACACCACCAACCUACACCACAGCAAUGUCCGCCAGGUUCUAGCGUCGCAGAAUGAUGAUGUCACCGAGACCAAGGACAGCUUGCCGGGGUCGUCCUCCCCACCAACCUUAACCGUCAUGCAUGAUGGGAAAGCAGGCAUCCUCGCCCGAGGUCCUCCCAUGACGUCGACAGCCUACGGCGCCUUCACAACAAAUCACCUUACAACUCUCCAUAACACCACCACUGUGAGGGAGACCUUCCUAGAUAAGCUGGUCUGUGACCCCAUGGCACCUUCUCUAGCUAGAGAGACAACCACACACACCAACCAGGUUGCUCCACAAACAGAGACCCGGACCAGGGAGAGACUCUUGUAUGACCAGGAAAAGACCACCAAUGCUGAGUGUGUUCUGGAGGAGGACCUGGGUUCAGGAGAAGCAACGGUGGAUCCUCUAGCUGACAUAAGCCAUCAGUCUUCUGGGUACGUGACGUGUGAAAACGCGGAGGCCACCUGUGUCCUGAGUCGGACUGAGGCUGGGGAGAGCAUUUUGUCAGGGCCUGAGGAGGGGACACCAGUUGGAACGGGGGUUUCUCCUACACAGCACCUCCGAUACAAACACAACCAAGAUGAGGCGAGCGUGACGUCGUCCUGGUGUAAUGAUGUCAUACCAGACUAUUUAGAGGAAGUGUUGGUGACGGGGCCUCUACAGAGCAGCGAUAUCACACCUCCUGUAGAAGACCGCAGAGCAAGUGACCCAGGAAAGAAGUGUAGCACUGCUAAUAUUGUGACUUUCCCCCAGCAUCAAGCCUCAUCAUCACUAUCAGACCGUCCUGAACCCAAGAUUGUAGUGACAUGUCCUCAGGCUGAGGCCUCAACACUGGACCUCUGCAAACCAGACCAGAACCAGGCAUCAGACUUAGACCUGGACCGACCGCAGGGACCAUACCGGCUCAGCCUCCAGACUCUUCUAAAGAAAUCCCAGGCCGUUUUGGAACGCCCCAAACCAGGCAGGAACCAGCCAGGGUCAGAACCAAAGAGCCAGUCUGGAGAUGUAGACUUGGACCCGGAACCAGUGACAGGGCCGUACCGCCUCAGCCUCCAGACCCUGCUGAAGAAGUCCCAGGAGCACCGGAGACGCCAGCGUCAGCUGAAGAACCAGGCCAAGGUCUCUACUUGUCCUACCAGGACCCAGGAGGCCUCGACACACCAGAAGAUGGAGGAGGAGAUGAGUUUCUCAGACAAGGAGAAUGAGGAGUUCCUGCAGUCAGGGAGAGUGGUGGCGGAGGGAAGGAAAACCCGGGACAGGGAUUGGAGAAAGGAUCAUCUGGGAAUGGGAGUCCAGUUUUCCGGGUCGCCACCACUAGAGAUAUUCCCUAAGGAAGCGUGGGUUCAACGAGUGGACAUUGAUGCUGGCUCGGCAGUCGAAGACAUCCAGCUACACCUCUCACCAGACGUCACAGCAGCACCGUCAAUGCUAAUGGAGAACCUUCCACAUCCUAUCUCAGCUGAUUCCUCCAUAACCCAGAAAUCAUUCUACCUAGUCAGGGAGAAGAGCUCUACCCUGCCGAGGCCUUCCUCUCUGGGGGGUAGUAGGUUCCAAACCGUCCCUACCCCCCAGUUUAGUAUGAGCCCUAUCCGCUGUAAGAGUAAAGGAGACAGUGGGGGAGGAGGGCGUGGCACCCCCAAGAGGCAGAUCCUGGUAAACACACCUUUGAAUGUAGACAACGAGGUGAGGUCGGUGACUGGGCAGGAAAAUAAUGCUUGGGACCAAAGGCAUCUGCAUAGAGCGCCCCUAGUGGUUGAGGGUGGUAUAUCACAAGGCUUUACUGUUCCUACAACUCCCCUAGUGGCUGGGGGUGGUACAACACCUAUGCGUAGGAGCUCAGACCAGGCAGAACAGAUAGCUCAGCUGGAGCUCAACCUGUCCAGCCUCAAAAUACUGAUCUCAGACCUGGAGUCCACACUAACAGAGACACCAGAGAUACACCAGACACACAACAACAGGCAGACUGAUAAUAGUAGUAACCUUACCAUGGACCCGCCACAUAAAUACAUGGACUACCAUACACCUGAGAGUCAGGCAGAGAGUAACCUUACUGACAGUGAGAAAGGAAGAGGGGAUGGAGGUCAGAGGUCAGCUGAUAAGAUGACGGUGGUCCCCUGUAGAGUCCAGGGGUGUGACAGCGUACCUCCAUUGGUCAAGGCGGUGGAGAUCACUAAGAGGAGAGUUUCUGACGUGUUCCGGAAGGUUCCAUAUGAUGUCAUCAAGGUUCAGUCGGAUGUCAUCAAAGUUCCGUCGGAAGUCAUCAAGGUUCGGAAUGACGUCGUCAAGAUCCCAGCAUCACACAAAACACAUUUCUCCGUCCUCUCAGACGCCAGUAACAACCAGCACCAGCCAAUGGAGUGGAAGAGUUAUCCGGAGGACCCCGCCCACUUCCAAUCCAUCAACCAAUCAUAUGACGUGGACACGCCCUCAGGGCUCUGGCUCCAGGGAGGGUCAGGGUCAGAGGGGUCGUUGAAAGGUCAUGACCCCGCGGGGAAGCAGCUGACCCCUGAGAACGGAGGUGGUGGUCAGGGAGGGGCGUCAAGGGCCAAACGUAGACUGGUCAUGCACACGACAGAGGGGAACAGGGGAGGAGGACGAAGAGAGGUGAUGGACAGGCCUCACUCUAGUACUCCUGAAGCUGCGGUGCUGUCACACAGUCAGGAGAGCCAGCAGCUGAAGCAGCUCCAGCUGACCCAUGCAGGCCAGGUCAGAGCCCUGAAGGAGGAGCAGAGGAGACAGCAGCAACAACUACUGCAGUCUCCCAGGUGUCUGUCUGUGUGUUACGGUCCCCUGGUGGCAGCAGCAGUGAAGGGAUACCUAACCAGGAGGCUCCUACACACAGAGAGAGUGGGACAGCUGCUAUGUACCAUCAAGGACACGCAGCAGUUCCUACAGUCCUUCCAGCCCCAGAGCCCUGGGAGAGACAGCAGGCAAGACCUGGUGCUGCAGGAGAGAGUCACACUGCAGCUCCGCUCUGCACGUUAUGAGGUCCAGGACAUCUUCUGUCUGUCAGCAGGAGACAGGAUGCAGAUCAUCAGCUGGGACAGACAGCUGGCCAGGGACAGAGAGAUGAGACGCAAGACUGGGGAAUCGGGGUCGACCAGGGGGAAGAGUUCUCUGUCAGCUGCUACACAGAAAGCCCUGGAGAGGAAGAGAGGAGUCAUGAUGAGGAAAACGGCAGAGAGGCAGAAGGGGACUGGAGCUGGGGUUGUAGCUGGCCAGAAGGGCCCUCUGGCUGGGGUUGUAGCUGGUCAGAAGGGCCCUCUGGCUGGGGCAGAGGGGCAGAAGGGGACUGGAGCUGGGGUUGUAGCUGGUCAGAAGGGCCCUGGGGCAGAGGGGAACGUCGUGAAGCAGAUACGUGGGUCUUUUCGACCCAACCCUCAAAGGGUCCCCAAGACCACCCAGUCUCGCAGAUCUCGGUGAAGAUGGUCUACUUAUCAGGCUAGACUGGACCGGAACUGGGUCGUGUUCAUUUUGGCACAGUGUUGUAGCAAAACAUUUUGCACAGGAGAAUGAAAACGAGUGUUUCUUAUUGGACAAGUUCAGGGUCAUAUUCAUUAGUGGAAAUCUUUGGGGAAAACGAAAACAAGCGUUUCUUAUUGGACAAGUUCAGGUAGUCCCUCCCUUGACCCAGGUAAUGAAUACUGUUGAUACCUAAAAAGAUAUACACACACAAUCCAUCUCACUUAACCCUAAAACAAUAUGCCCCUAUGUGCUCUGGUCAAAAGUAGUGCACUACAAAGGGUUGCCAUUUGGGACGAUUCCUUAGUGUUUCUUGCUAACUAGUGGACAUUGUAUUUGAACUUGAUUGUAUUCUACAAAGGCACAACUCACUGCAUUCAAAUGCAUCUUAGCUACUACAUACUGUAUGUGACAAUCUAUUCUUACCACAAGACCUCAGGACUUGUUUUUGGACACACUGUUUGUAAUAUGUUAGUUUUACACAUUUUACACUAUUUAUAUUUCCUAUAGCGAUUUGUGGUACGGUAUUGGGAUGGCAAUGCAACCAAAGCCCAGAAAACCCAAGUCUUAUUUUUGAAGGUCUGUUCUGAGUGUUCUUCUUUCCUACUGUUUUUGUUCUAAAUUAUUUUGGAAGUGUUUUUUAAUAAAUGUGUUUUUUAUAAAAAA
Oncorhynchus gorbuscha (pink salmon) is the source of this 4527-nucleotide messenger RNA. RefSeq lists its product as uncharacterized. The transcript is spliced from 15 exons. Gene Ontology annotation, cellular component: centriole. The record is from RefSeq and is a predicted model, not a curated record. Bases 25 to 3822 code for a protein of 1265 amino acids. Gene Ontology annotation, biological process: centriole replication; regulation of cytokinesis; centrosome duplication. NCBI's taxonomy places the organism in Eukaryota, Metazoa, Chordata, Actinopteri, Salmoniformes, Salmonidae.